AUGGCCACGCCAGCAACUGCGAUUCAGCAGAGCGAGGUUCCAGUCCUUGCUUCGACCUCGCCGCCUUCGCCAUUGGACGAAAAAGAGACAGGAGAUGGAUCCUCAACGCCCGAAAAGAUGACUCCAACUGCAGCGCCAGCAACCCCAAAGUCGCUGAAGUUUUGGUCCGUCUUCCUUUCCCUGUGCCUGUUGGGCCUUUCUACCGCCUUGGAAGCUACUAUUGUCACUACUGCUCUUCCUACCAUUGUUGAGUCUAUCGAUAUGGGGAGCAAGUAUGUUUGGGUGGGAAACGCUUUCCUUCUUGCCUCUGCCGUCGUACAGCCUUUUGUCGGCCAACUAGCCGAUGUCUUUGGGAGACGAUGGCCUCUUCUCCUGCUGACCACUUGCUUCAUCCUCGGCAGCGGUAUUGCGGGUGGUGCAAAGGGCGCUGGAAUGCUGAUUGGUGGCCGCACUGUGCAAGGUCUCGGUGCGGGCGGUAUAUUGGUGCUCUGCGAUGUCGUGGUCAGCGACCUGGUACCGUUACAGGAGCGUGCAAAGUUUAUGGGACUUGUCAGAAUCACGGGUGCUCUUGGCUCUUCCAUCGGCCCCAUUGUAGGCGGCGCCAUCGCUAAGGCCAACUGGAGGUGGUGCUUCUACUUGAACCUCAUUACAGGUGGCUUAGCGCUUGUUUACCUUGUUCUUUUUCUGGACCUCAAGCACGAGCCCAAGACUUGGAAGGUGGCUCUCGCCCGCAUCGACUUCGUUGGCGCAGCAAUUUUCAUGGCUUCCGUCACUUCGGUUCUGCUGGGACUCGUCAUGGGAGGUGUCGUAUUUCCAUGGGAUUCGGCGAAUAUCAUCGCACCUCUCGUUCUCGGUUUCGUAGGAUGGGCCGUCUUUCAUUGGUACGAGUCGACUAAGUUUUGCAACGAUCCUAUGGUCCCUAAUCGCCUCUUUGCGAAGCGAACCUCGGCAGCUGGAUUCUUCAUGGCUUUCGAUGGCGCCCUGCUCCUCUACUGGGUCAUCUGGUUCUUGCCUGUUUAUUUCCAAGGCGUCCUAGGCAACUCACCUCUAGGAUCCGGUGUCAAUCAGCUUCCACUCAACAUGCUCCUGGUACCAUCGGGGAUCGUGGCGGGAGGCAUGAUCUCUAAGACGGGAAAAUACAAGCCGCAGCAUUUCGUAGGAUUUGCGCUGGCCUCCAUCGGAGUUGGGCUCUUUACAUUGCUUGACGCAGGAUCGCACAAGGCUGCGUGGGUCUGCUUCCAGAUCAUUGCUGCCGUCGGUUUGGGUAUCAUCCUAGUAUCCGUCUUGCCGGCCGUCCAGGCAGCGCUCAGUGACGGCGAUGUCGCGAGAACAACAGCCACAUACGCGUUUGUGCGAAGCUUCGGUGGUAUAUGGGGCGUAACCAUUCCAACCGUCAUCUUUAACGGUCGGGUGAACAAGCUCUUACAUCGUAUCAGCGACAGAGGCAUACGAGAGCAACUAGCCAAUGGAAAUGCAUACGGCUUCGCUUCAAUGGGUGGCUUGCGGAAUGUCAGGCCACCCACUAGGGACGAGGCUCUGGGCGUCUACUCGGAUGCUUUAAAGACCGUGUGGCAAGUUGGCAUUGCCUUUGCUCUCGCUGGUUUUCUGGCGGUCUUUGCAGUCAAGCAGUACGACAUGUCGCGAAAGAACGAAACACAAUUUGGACUGAAAGAGGGAACGGAAGACACGACAGUUUCCGCAGAGAAGGGCGAGACGCCAGCUCCAACGCCGUCGUCAACCUUCGCCCCGAAGCAAUGCAUUCCCCGCACUUCUAGUCUUCUGAAUUCCAUGAUAGGCGAUAGCACGAUUACUGUCGCGAGGCAGUAUAUACGCGAUCACUUGCCUCCCAUCGCUGCCGGUGCAGUCAUUCACGACAACGGAUGCGGUACCGGUGCCGUUACGCGUGCCGUUCUCGAAACUUACCCGGAGUUGGUCUCGUCUUCACCCGAAACCACCAUCUACGCAACCGAUAUUAACCCAGCUUUUAUAGCAGACUUUGAGAAGCAGGUGACAUCACGAGGGUGGGAUUCUGCGGUGAAGACAGAGGUCAUGCCAGCCGAAGAGCUCUCGCUACCUCCGUCUACCGUAACACACUCAUUCACGAACUUCCUCAUCUUUGGCGCCAGGGACCCACCAAAGGCGGCCGCCGAAGUCUUGCGCUCGCUUGCUCCUGGGGGGGUGGCGGUGAUGACAACCUGGGCAACGCUGCCACAUGCCAAGGCCUUGGACCGUGUGCGCGCGAGACUGUACGGCGAAGCCCACCCGCACAUCAAGCCUGAAUGGUAUGAGGCGUCGCAUGUCGAGAACAUACUUAAAGACUCUGGGUUCGCAAAGGUCACGGCUUUCAAGGUGGAGUCGGGAAUGGAGCACGAGAGCAUGGAUGCUUGGACGCAGCUGGCAUGGAGCUGGAUGGGCCAACCACAGGGAGGCUGGACAGAGCAGAAUGAGCGCGACUGGGAUGCACAUAGGAGCUUGUACGGAGAUGAAUGUGUGAAGGAGGGAUUUCAGGUGGGCGAGGCUGGGCGCGUUCGUGUGCCCAUGGUUGCCAAUGUUGUAGUAGCCUGGAAAGGAGAGCAGUGA
Molecule: messenger RNA, 2580 nt
Organism: Didymosphaeria variabile
Lineage: Eukaryota; Fungi; Ascomycota; Dothideomycetes; Pleosporales; Didymosphaeriaceae
Exons: 1
Coding region: 1-2580 (859 amino acids)
Biological process (GO): transmembrane transport
Cellular component (GO): membrane
Molecular function (GO): transmembrane transporter activity; S-adenosylmethionine-dependent methyltransferase activity
Source: RefSeq, a predicted model, not a curated record